Molecule: messenger RNA, 1431 nt
Organism: Betta splendens (Siamese fighting fish)
Lineage: Eukaryota; Metazoa; Chordata; Actinopteri; Anabantiformes; Osphronemidae
Product: tetraspanin-3-like
Exons: 8
Coding region: 120-908 (262 amino acids)
Cellular component (GO): membrane
Source: RefSeq, a predicted model, not a curated record
ACUGGAAAGGCCGCCCCGCCCUCCCCGGACUUAAAGCCGCUCGGCGUCUGUUCCGGCUCGCCGUUGCUCCGCUGGUUGACAGUCUCAUUUCUCUAUCUUUUUAAAACAAUCUGUAAAACAUGGGUGAAGUCAACAAGAACUUGAGACGGACCUUCACCGCCUUCAACGUCUUAUUCGCGAUCGCUGGUUUGCUCAUCAUCGGACUCGCCUUCGUGCAUCAGGUCCUCACCAACUUCCACGCAGGAGACAAUGUGAGGACUGGGAUCUAUGGCCUCUACAUCAUAGGCACUGGUACCAUGGUGAUCGCCACCCUGGGAGCCUAUGGAGCUCACAAGAAGAGCAAACUCUGCCUGUCACUGUUCCUCGGUUGCAUGGUGACAGGAACUCUGAUGAUGCUCAACUAUGGAAUCCCUGCUGCCAUUUCCCGUCACCAGGUGGAAGAACUGAUUGAAAAUGACUUGCGUGCCAUGGUACCUCUGGACGACCAACCAGAGGAAUUAAAGAGCAUGAUGGACUCCAUCCAGAUACAGGCGCAAUGCUGUGGCCUGUUCAGCUAUGACAACUGGAGGAAUAUCCCUGAGUCCUGCAUGUGCAGCCCAGAGGCGGAGGACAGGUGCCAGUCAGUCAGCUACAGACAACUCUUAUUUGUUUACCCCAAGACCUGCCUCCCCUUCAUCAUGGAGAGAUUCCGGCUGAUUGUUGACAUCCUGAUCGGCACCAUCUUCACUCUGGCAGCGCUGGCGAUGCUGGGUACGAUCCUGUCGUCUGUCAUGAUACACCAGAUGAGUCGGCUCACUGCACCCACCCCCGUGUUCAAGGUGCCCCUCCCGUUCAACGUGCCCUCCAUCUUCAUACCAGCUACACCAAAGUACGAGGAGCUCAGCAAGGACCCUCCCGCCUACUUUUAGGACGCAGAGGAGCCGCAGCCCAAAGUGCCUUAAAUCACAGAUAAACAUGACGCACAGUCUGAAAUACCACUGGGUUUAUUCAUUCCAAUUAUUUUCAAGUGAUGCCUGGUUUGUUAUUGAUGACAGCAGCUGUAUGAGUUUGAUGUGACUUUAGUCUAGAAGCUGCCAUUUUUUAUUUUUUUUAUUGUUGCACUGAAAAGAUUUCUUCUUGUAAACUUUAAGUCCAGUAUCAGACUUUUUAGAUGUUUAUAUUGCGAACUGAAACUGUGGUUUCAAGUUAAUUAAAGAGAAAAAAAACAAAGGAAAACUGUGCUUUCCAAUAACAAACUGUUCUGAUGAGGGGUCAUGUGACCAUAGACAAAUACUCCCAGCAUGUCAAAAUGAUAGUGGACAAACACAGCAGCUCAACAGUUUCCAGUACAAACUUGUUUUUCAAACCAAGACAUGAAAUCGUUAAAAUGUCAUCUAAUCGGAAUCUAGGUCUGACUCGCAGUACGUCAUUAAACUUGAUCUGAACUUCUUA